AUGGAGGCCGUGGUAUUCGAUGGAAAAACGCUCACACUGAAAUAUGAUCCAAAUUACCCCAUGCCGAAGAUCGUCAAAGACGAUGACGUUAUCGUCAAAGUGGAAUACUCCGGCGUCUGCGGUACAGAUCUUCACAUUAUUCAGGGUGAGUUCCCAGCAUCUAAAGAGCGACCUCUGCCCUUAGGUCAUGAAUUCAGUGGAAUUGUCCACGACGUGGGAAAGGCGUCGAUUUUCACGAAAGGCCAGAAAGUGGUCGUUGAUCCUAACCGGGCCUGCAGUCUUUGCGACUUUUGUCGAAACGGCAACUACCAGUAUUGUUUGACAGCUGGUAUUAACAGCACCGUCGGCAUCUGGUGUGAUGGGGGCUGGGCACAAUACGUGCUGGUACCGCAAGAUCAAGUAUACGCUUUACCCGAUGAAAUAACUACAGAACAGGCUGGUCUCUGCGAGCCUUAUUCUUGUGUCUCCCAUGGUUUUGACCGUGCCUCACCUCUGUCAAUUGGUAGCAAAAUUCUCAUAGUUGGUGCUGGCAUUAUAGGAAACCUUUGGAUUACAACACUGCAUCAUCAAGGGCAUAGAGACGUAACAGUUUCCGAGAUGAACAAAGCUAGGCUGGAAAUUGUGAAGAAACUAGAUACCGGCUUCAGGCUUAUAACACCCGAUGUAUUGGAGAAGGAAAAGCAAUUAUAUGACGUCAUAAUCGAUUGCACAGGAGUUGGCAAAGUGAUGGAAACAAGCUUUAAUUAUUUGAGACACGGUGGGAAAUAUGUGCUGUUCGGAUGCUGUCCACCCACGCACCAAGCUACAGUGAACCCCUUCCAAAUUUACGACAAGGAAUUGACGAUAAUCGGCGUAAAGAUCAACCCCUUCAGUUUCCCGAAAGCCAUUGGCUGGCUUAAAGCGAUGGGCAGCAGAUAUCUUGACUACGAGAAGCUCGGCGUGAAAACCUUCAAGCUGUCACAGUACCAGGAGGCGCUGAAAGAUCUCAAGGCCGGUGCCAUCUCUAAAGCUAUCUUUAAAGUAGUUUAA
Molecule: messenger RNA, 1029 nt
Organism: Parnassius mnemosyne (clouded apollo)
Lineage: Eukaryota; Metazoa; Arthropoda; Insecta; Lepidoptera; Papilionidae
Source: the annotation of a GenBank genome assembly